Molecule: messenger RNA, 12717 nt
Organism: Drosophila ananassae
Lineage: Eukaryota; Metazoa; Arthropoda; Insecta; Diptera; Drosophilidae
Gene: upSET
Exons: 8
Coding region: 1053-10448 (3131 amino acids)
Molecular function (GO): protein binding
Source: RefSeq, a predicted model, not a curated record
GCUCGUAUCACCAUCUGGCAACACUCAUUGUAAAUCGUAAGCGGAAAGUUGUGUUGUGUUGCGAAGAAAACGCGUGGAAAUCAAGCUCUAAGACAGGAAAAAAUUGUAAAAAAUAACUUGAAACGUUGCAUGCGAGCCCGGCAGCCGCAGCACUAUGAAAUUCACCCGUGAAACGUUGGAAACAUUUGCCUUUUCGCAGGUAGUAAACGUAUAAGACUGCGUAGCUACAUCUUCUAAGUGCAGUUAUUUAAAAAUGUGCAAAAGAACAAAAAUUAAGUGCGAAUGUGAAAAAAUACAAACUAUAUUUGUUUCAUAUAAUCAUAAUUAAAAGUGAUUCAAAAACAAACGAAAGAGCCGUGAAACUCAUCAAACAAUUGUGCAAAAAUGAAGUAAAUCACGAAUAAAGAGAAUAAGCGGAACAACGAAAAAUCGUUUAUGUGAAAAUUAUACCGAAGAGUCUUCAACAUACAACGAGCAAUAAUAUACAACGUAAAAAGGAAGAUCGGAAGAAGGAUAAUCGAAGAACAUUAAGGAUAAAGAUCAGAAACGGAAACAGAAAAGGAGAAGGCGUGCGCAGCGAAGCCAGAAGCUGAGUAGCAGAGGAGGAGGAGGAGGAGGAGCACGCCGAGAGGAAUCAAUCGAAUCACUCGCACCGUUAUGUUUGUGAUGGCUGACAAUGUGAUGUGGCACAGUGUCGGACACCGUCAUUGCAAAUCAUCGAGCAGCUUACUCCUACCACAGAGAGUCUCAGCGUCCGUCCUCCGUGCCAGAGCCAGAGGUUAUGCAUUGGGCCCCCAAUGUUUUGGGGGCACGCCCACGACCAACACCAACACCAACAAGCUACAUAAGGAGCAACUGCAUCAUCAGUGGCAGCAAUAUGACGGCCUUGCCAUUAAAGUAGUGUUGUGAAAUCAAAACUGAAACCGAAGAACUUUUACCGAGCGAGUGAACGAGCACCAGAACACCUCUUUCUCUCUCAAUCCACGUUUAAUAUUAGUUCAUUACAAUAUACCUAACCAGACUUCGCCAUCGCCAUCGCCGCCACCACCACCAUGCCCAUGUCCACCCAUGACACGGUCUUCGUGGAGCCGGCCGUUAGCAGCAGCAGCGGUGGCAGCAGCUCCAGUAUAAAUCGCGUUGGAGUCGGCGGUGGUCCCCAGCCGCCGCCCCCUCACAUCGUCAUCGAUGGCAGCAGCCUGUCCACACAGGCGCAACUGCAGCGCAUUAUGCAGCGCCGCAUGUCGAUCAGCACCCGGCAGAUCCUUAGCGCCAGCCAGGGCCAGCCCCAGACGGUGAUGAACUCGACCCAGAAAUACGCAGUGCGUACCGCGACCGGGACCACGACGGCAGCUACGGCGCCUGGACCCAGCCAGGAGCUGAUCAAUCCCCAAAUCUACAAGAUAGUCACCACCGACGGCAGCACCAGCAACGUCAUCAUUGAUGCCUCGGCGGCGACACCGCCGCACAACUCUAAGCUGCUGCUCAGCAAUCUCACGGUGCUAUCGAAGCAGGCGCCCGGUGUUCCAGGCGGUGGUGCUCAGCAACAACAGCAGCAGCAGCUCAACUACCUGACUGCCAAGGGCCUACCGUACGUGACAGCCUCGCCGGCCAAGCAGUCGGCUCAGCAGCAGCCCCAGAAGUUCGGGAGCAUUGGAGCCUUCAAGGCGCAGCAGCAACAGCAGCAGCAGCAGCAGGGGCAUCCCCAGCACGCCACCCUACAGAAAGUGACACUGGGCUCCAGGGUGGCCACCAGGUUGCAGUCGUAUGUCCCGGCUACACCGCCCCAGAUAAUCGUCCAGCCGGCGCAGCCGAAGUAUGUGAAUGCCACGGCCACCGCGGUGGCUGGGAACACGGCGUUGCUGAAGAAGGCCAACCAGAAGAUAAUGGUCAAGAGCGUGGGCAACAUGUUGCAGCACCAACAGCAGCACCAGCAGCAGCAUCAGAUACAGACGCAGCAGCUGAAGACGUUCAUCACCCAGCAACAACAACAACAACAACAGCAGCAGCAACAACAACAACAACAGGCCUAUAAGACGGUUGGUGGCCCGAAGGCAAAGUUUGUGAAACAAACGGCAGCCCUGUCGAUCGCCGCCAUGCCCCAGCAGCAGCACCAGCAACUGCAGCCGGCAACAUACAUCAAACAAUCCAUGGUCACGGCCACACCCACUCCCGCCAAGGUCACCAAGCUGAACAGCAAGUACGUCCAGCAGCAGAUCAGCUUGCCGCAGGGAACGCAACUCCAACAUAAGACGUCGCCUGGGGGCGGUACCACUGGUUACGUGCUCCAGCAGGGACAGGCCACCUCCUCGGCGGGCAGUGGCACCAUCAAGUUCGUCAACUCCCAUGGCACUGUCAUCCAGCAGCAUCCGCAGCACCAGCCGGCCACCAAGCGCAUCCACUACAACAGUGGCGGCAGCAGUGACAACGACUCCCAUGCGGGUGCGGCCGCCAAUUCGUCCUCACUGAUCACCGACGAUGUCAUGAUCGUGAACGGCACCCAGAUGACGGACGAGGUGUCGGCGCGCAUUCUCCAGAGCAUGGCCCAGAAGUCGUUCAGUCAGCAGCAGCAACGAUACCAGCCGCCGCAGCCAGCCUCCGCGAACAGCCACAUGCCGCCCCCCACUCAGAUCCUGUACAGCAGUAACAGUGGCACUGGCAGCACCACCAACGGCAUAGUGACCAGUAGUCCGGGAGCUAGUGCUCCUGGGAAUCUACUCCUGGCCCACUACCAGUCGGCCGGCUCGAAAGGGUCCUCGCCCUCGUACCUUACUGUUUCGGGCUCUCCAACUGCGCCGGGCGGCACUGUGGCAGCCACGCCCUCGGUGAGCAUAUCGUCGCAUGGCUUUCCCAGUGGCAGCGCCGCCAUCUCGUCCUACAUGUCGUCGGCGACGGCGGCGCGGCGCCAGUCGGUGAGUGCGCCCAGCAGCCGGGCAGCGUCGCUGGAGCGCAAAAGCCAGACGCUUCAGCAGCAGCACGAGGCCAUGAGCGUCGCCAGGAAGGUGCCGACGGUCAUAGAGUAUUACAACAAGCAUGGUGUCAACAGCAGCAACUUGACCCACAGCAGCAGCCUGAGCAACCUGGGAGCGGUGAGGAACAGCACUACCUUCACCACGAAUAUAGCGACGCCACCAGCUCCCCUCCAUCUGGCGCCCAUCAAUCCAGUCCACGUGGAGACAGCGCCCCAGUCCUCCCCGGCCGUGGUGAAGGCCACUCCCCAAGCGGCGGCCCAGCAGCUCAUCCAACUGAGUGCCCACGACGAGGAGCUGUACAUCGAGGAGGUGCGUCCAGUGCCAGUGCUGACGCAGGACUUGCGACUGCAGCAGCUUCACGCCAUAAUGCAGGAUCACACCUACGCCUCCCAGCAGCAGCAGCAGCAACAACAACCACAGCCAACUGUAGCCUCCAGCGGAGCGACCACCCCGGGAGCGGCACAGCAGCCACAGCAGUGGUCGUUGGGCGGCAUUGGGGUGACAGUGUCGGGCGCCCAAACGGUUCCCACCGUGGGAGGGACGUACGCAAACUUCUAUGGCCAGCAAAUUCCUCGCCAUGCAACGGACGACGAUGCCCAUUCGGCCAUUAGCAGCAGCUCCCGCUUGGGCCUGGCCAGCGCGGACAUUGAUCCGGGAGAGGAAACGGAAACGGCACCCGAGGCAGAACCAGAGGACGACUCGGUGACGAGGUGCAUCUGUGAGCUGACCCACGACGAUGGCUACAUGAUAUGCUGCGACAAGUGCUCGGCCUGGCAACAUGUGGAUUGCAUGGGCAUCGAUCGCCAAAACAUCCCCGAGGAGUACAUGUGCGAGCUGUGCCAGCCCCGGGCGGUGGACAAGGCGAGAGCUCGGGCCCUGCAGCGGCAGAAGCGCAAGGAGCACAUGAUGUUGGUGGCCACCCAGGCGGCCAACGGAGUGGCGGCUGUGGCGGCCGGCACGACGUUCGCCAGUGGAGGUGCUAUCGGUGGAGGUGCACCGGCCAUUUCCGACGAGAUGCAACAGCGCCUGGCGUCGGGCCUGAACGGCGGCUAUGCGACGGGCACUGGGAUGUCCAAGAAGUCGAAGAAGACCAAAGACGGUAUCAGCGGGGGAGCCAGCAUUAAGAAGAGCAAGAAGAGCGGAGCUGCAGGCGACAAGAGUGGCAACACGUCGCUGCAGUCCAGCGGGAAAACCGGAAAGAAGAACAGCAAGCGGAAGAGCAAGUCCUGUGGCGAUGGAUCGAGUGGUGGAGGCAGCAGUCCAGCACUGACGGCGGCGGAGAAGCAUGCUGCCAACCUCCGCCAGUGGAUCGAGAACUACGAAUACGCUGUGACCAACCACUACUCGCCGGAGCUGCGUGCUCGCCUCCAUGCCAUCCAGAAGCAGCCCAGUCUCCUGCAGAGCAUACAGAACACGGAGAACAAGGCGCUCCGUCAGAUCCAGCAGGCGAUGUCGGGCGGCGGCAUUGGCGAUCAGUUGCCGUUGGAGCAACGAGCGCAGCUCAUCCCGUACGCGGGCGCCAAGGUUCUCAUCAGCAGUGUCGAGCUAGCCCCGAACGCUCCCAUUCACGAGCUGCGCGGCAAGUACAUGCUGACCACGCAGUUCCGGACCCAGAACCCCACAGUGAACAUGAACACUCCUCCGCCGAACAACUACCUGACCAGCUUCAAGGCCCACAAGACGCCCGGCCAGUUCGUGUUCUUCUACCAGCUGCCGGGCGUGGAGGCGCCGAUGCAGACGCUGCGGGCGGACGGAAGUGUGCCUCUGGCUGCCCAGCAGCCGCCUUCCUACCUGAAGGGGCCGGAGGUGUGCGUGGACACGAGAACGUACGGAAACGAUGCGAGAUUCGUGCGGCGAUCAUGUCGGCCGAACGCCGAGCUGCAGCAUUACUUCGAGAAGGGCACCCUGCACUUGUACAUUGUGGCGCUGACGCACAUCCGGGCGCAGACGGAGAUUACGGUGCGCCACGAGCCGCACGAUCUGGCCGCCGUGGAGCAGAAGAAGUCGCACGCCUCUGUGGUGCAGCCGACGAGCACGCGGUGUGCCUGCGAUCUGGGCAGCGACUGCCUCUUCGCCUUGCCACUGGCCGUGCAGCAACAGCUUCAGGCUCCGCCCACCCAGCCGAGGAGCAGUCAUCGGAACAAGUCCUCAGCGGCCGUCAACAGCGCGGCGGCUAUCCAGCUGACCAUGGGCUUGGGCGUGGGAGUCGGUGCGGGAGCAGUGCCAGGCGGCCUUCCAGGUUCUAGGAAUCGGUCGACCUCCUCCAGCGGCGAGAGCAGCCAGAUGGGCCUCAACAGUCCCCAGCUGGGCCAGCUGAAUCUGGGCUUCAAGCCGUCCCCGACGGCCGGCACCCUGUCGGCGCCGGUUGCGGGCGUGCUCUGCAACAGUGCCGGGAGCAGCAGCAGCACCGGCAGCAACAACUCGUGCUCGGCCUCCAUGUCCAGUGUGCUGCACGACUCGGGCAUCUGUACGUCCUCCUCGUCCCCCUCGGUGUCCAUACCCUCGCCCACGCCCGCUCAGCUGCAGUCGCCCACCCUGCAGCACCACCAGCAGCCGCAAGUGUCCUUGCUCCAGAGGAGUCCCACGCAACAGCAGCAGCAGCAACAGAUCCUGGCUGCCCUGCCCACCCCGAUGCUCACCCCCAUGCUGUCGCCGCAGCUACCCAAGCAGCUGCAGCAGCAUGUGGUGCUGCCCACGCCGCACCAGCCAUCCCUCUUGCAGCCCCACCACCACCACCACCCCCAGCAACAGCAACAGAAUCAGCUGAAGCAGCAGCAGCAGCACCAGGCGCAACUGCAAGAGCCCCUGGCCGUGAUAGCAGCCGCUGCAGCGGCUCAGCAGCCCAUGUCCACGUGUAUAGUGCGACAGUCUCCGCAGCAGCCAUCGCCGAAGGCCCAGCAGCCGCAACAGCAACAAGUGGCACCUCAUCCGCAGCCACAGUUUGUCAGCAACGUGCCACAGAGUCCCAAUCAGAAGCUACAACUCCAGCAGCAGCAGCAGCAGCAGAUGGCGGACGAGGCGAGGAUGGCAGUGAGUGCUCUGCAGAGCCUGCAUGCCACGCCCACCUCGCAUGUGUCGGCGCCCAUCAAGGUGACGGUGCAACAGCAGCAGCCGCACCCCCAACCGCCGCUGGGGCAACAUCCGCCGCAGUCGCCACAGAAACAGCAGCAGCAGAUUCUCUAUCCAGCCGGAGUCCAGACCAUUCAAGUGGCCACCCAAGCCAAGGUGAGCACUCCCACGAAGGUGAGCUCGCCCACAAAGAGCUCUCCGGUCGUCAACAACAACAACAACAGUGUGGGAGCAGUAUCGGCCAAGAAGACGCCGGCCAAGCAGGCCGCUGUGGCGAAUGUUACCACGCCGGGAUCAGCGGCUUCUUCGCCCGCGGAUGCUAAGGAUGAGGACUUGUCCAGUGCGGCGACAACGCCCACCACUCGCACCCCCGCCAAGGACAAGCCCAAGCAGUCGCGAGAGGACCGCAAGCUGGAGGCCAUCCUGCGGGCCAUCGAGAAGAUGGAGAAGCAGGAGGCGCGCGGCAAGAAGGAGACCCGCCAGACCAGCUCCUGCAAACGGCAGGCUAGCAACUCGCCCGCAUCGCCCAACAAGCGCAGCAACUCCAACUCCAUUUCCAUUAGCGAGGAUGCAGACACUCCAACCAGUUCCACCUCGGCUGCUGCGGCGGCGGCUGCCCAGCGCCGGAACAAGAAGAAGCGGAAGGUGAGCCGCAGCAACAACAACAACAACGGCGGCCUGAACAGUUCCGUGAGCGGGGGAAGCAACAACAAGCGGCGGAAGAGCAUUCUGGUGGAGUCCGACGGGGAAUCGCACGCUCUGACCAACUCCGAGUCUGAGGACCAGGGGCAGCACCACCACACUGGGUCAGAGGACCAGGCGGCGGGCAUGCUGCUGGCCCUGGCCCAGAACACUGUCCCGACGACGACGACUGAGGCCUUUAAGUCGCCAUCGUCGCAGUCCCAGGGCACGGCGGUGAGCAGCGCCUGCCUCCUGAUCGAAGCUGCCAUGGGCCCGCUGGAGCAGCAACCCGAGCCAGUGGAGCAGCCGUCGUCGUUUAAGUUUCCGCCCGGCGGGACGAAGACCAAGAAGACCCUCAUGUCCAACUGGUUCCAGCAGACGGAGUGCGAGCAGCAGCCCACCUCCGGGCUGGACAGCCUCGUGCAGGCCGCCAUGAGCGAGAUCAACGGCGACCGCGAGCAGAUGCAGGCGCAGUCCGCGCCGGCUCCAGCCCUGCUCAAAGUGGAGCAGUUCAUCCACCAGGCCGAGUCCACCAGCACGGUUACUCCGCGCGAGCAACUGCAGCUGCCGUUGCAGAACAACUCCGUGAAGAAGCGAUGGCUGCGACAGGCCAUUAGCGAGGAGACCACUCCGGACGAGGGCCAGCAGCAGCAGCACGCGUCGUCGACAUCCGCCACGCCCACUCCCACACAGCCGGCGCCAAGUGUCUCCCCGUUGGCCAAUGGAUUCAGCACGCCCCUGAAGAAGCGCCGCCUGGUCGUGAUCAGCAACGGGGCGAGUGCGGAGGCCGAAGAUCCCCAGAUCGAUGUAAUUGGGGAGAUCAAGGACGAACCGGACGAGGAGAUGGUGAAGAUCGAAGCGGACGUGGAUGCGGACACGGAACUCAACCACCAGGAGCAGGACGACGAUGUGGAUAUCCUCCGGUCGCCAAGUCCGGGCACCCACCAGAUCAUAGCCGAGGACAACCUGGUGAAGAUCGAGCCCGAGGACACGAGUGCGGCGGCCAACGACGUGAAGAUCGACGUGGAGCGGGAGGAGAGCCAGGCGUGCGACAAAUUCGAGGAGAUGGUCAAGGUGAAGCGCGAAGAGGAGGAGCAGCGCGAGCAGCAGGAACAGCAGAUGAACUCCCAGCCGGUUCAGCCCAAAGUGGAGUCGGAGCCUCCAGUGGACCUAAAAGUGGAAAGCCCUGACGUUAAAGUGGCUCCCAAAGUGGAGGCAAGUCCGGAGAAAGUGGCUCCCAAAGUGGAAGCUGCGAAGGAUGAACCCAAACCGGGUGAAUCGCUUCUGCGGGCGACUGCCACGGCGACCGCUGCUGCGGCGGCCACGCUCCUCGAUGUGGGCAAGGUGAUGUUGAAAACCAGGACGCCGCCAUUCAAGGCAGAGGAUGAGCCGCAGAAGAAGAAGUCGAAGGUGGAACCAGUUGCUGAGGUGGCUGUGGCAUCUACCCCUGAACCAACACCUGCUCCAGCUACUGUUCCGGUUCCUGCUGCUGCUCCAGCUCCUACUCCUGCUCCAGCUCCCGUUCUAGCUCCCGCUCCAGCUCCUGUACCAGCUAGUACGAAAAAUCUCAGCGAGCACGACAUCCAAGAGCGUCUGCUGUCCUUCCAUGCAGCCAACAUUUCCUUCCUUCAGUCCCGGAACAAGAAGGCUUCCACCACGGCCUCCUCCAGCCAGAAGACCAGCGUCAUUUCCACCAGCGCCAGUGCUGUUGAGCCCAAGAAGGCGUCCAAGGAGAAAGACGAGAAGCGGGAAAAGGAGAAGCAGCUGAAGAAGGCCAAGAAGGACAAGAAAAAGUCAAAGGAGAAGGAUAAGGACAAGGAGAAAGAGAAGGAGAAGGAGAAGGACAAGGCCGGGACACCCAGUGUGGUGGAGAUCAAGAAAAAGCCAUCGCAGCCAUCCGCCAAAGCCGACGUGAAAUCCCUGCCAGCUCCCAACGCUGUGCCACCGGUGGCCACGGCGAAUGGCAAGACCAAGCAUGUGGAGCCACCCCAGCAGCAGCAGAUGAGACGUCGGACCAUGUCCAUGUGCGUGACUCCCGUCACCCCCUCGGCACCCGUUUCAAUGGCUUCUCCACUGCUGGGCACCCCGCCGACGACGAAGAAGCGCCAGACCAACUUCGAGCAGGAGCUGACCAAGCCGAACAGCCAGAUCCUGAGCAGCAGCAUCCUCCUCAAUAGCAGCAAGACCCAGAACACGCCGCUGACCACGCCGUCCCUGUCCACGGUGCAGCAGCAGCACCAGCACCGGAAGGAGAACAACCACCAGGAUGCAAAUCCCGGCAGUGGACUGGCGGCAGGGGCAGGAGGACCCAUGAGCCUGGCGGCAGCCAUAGCCAGCGGCAAGCUGACGGCCAUUAGCCGGCGGCGGGAGUCCAUGUGCGGCAGUCGCCAGCAGGCGGCGCUCAUCGCGGCAGCGCUGAAGAAGGAGAAAAAGGAGAAGAAAAAGAACAAGAAGAAGGACCGGGAGAAGCAGAAGCACGAUAAGCAGAAGGGCAAGGACAAGGACCGGGAAAGGGACCGGGACAAGGACAAGGAGAAAGAGAAAGAGAAGGACAAGGAGAAGGAGGGCAAGCAGAAGGCAGUGAAUCACGUCCAGAAGCCGCCGACCCUGGCGCCCGUGGCUCCUAAUCCGAUGCCAGCACCCCCAGCGCCCAGCCCCAUCUCGGUGGUGACUCCCAAAGCAGCUCCCAUUCCCGUGCUUAUCACCCAGCCCACUCCGGCUCCCGCCACCACCCUGCUGAACAACUGCGCGCCCGGGAAGAUCUCAACAUUGCCCUUCUACAACACCAUCUACGGCAAGCUGCAGGAUCCCCCGGCAGCCAUCAGCAGUGGCAGCAACAACAUGCCCAGCUUGGCCGAGUACCUGGAAGCCACCAAGGCCAAGGCAACGACGACGGCUCCACCGGCGAUCAAGCUGCCAGGAGCUGUCCAGCCGGUCACCCCAACGCCAACGCCAACGGUGGCGGCUUCUGUGGACAUGCCGCCACCCACCACCACUCCCUUGAAGCUGUUCACCCGUACCGCCAGCCACGACCCGCGGCUCAAUCCCAAGCUCACGGUGCCGGAUCCCAUGCCCAUGCCCAAGCGGAAGCUAUCGAUCAGCGAGUACAGGAUGCGACAUCGGCCUUCGGUUGAUACGGCUCCUCCGACAACUCCCACCACCCCCACCACGCCCACCACUCCAACCACACCCACCGGCCCGAUUGCGGAUCGGUGUUUCGCCAAGCCACAGACCAUCAACAAGUGCUCGCUGCAGUCGCCGGAGCGCUACCAGGCGGCCAUGCGAGAGCGCCGCAACUCGAUCAGUGUCCACCACCAGCCGGCGGGUGGGAGCCUCAGCCUGAACAACAACACGGCUGGCGGCAGCAGCAAGCUGGGCGCCGGCAAGGGCAGUGGCAACCAUCUGCAGCAGGCGUUGGGUGUCGCGGGCAGGAUGUCGGGGAAGAGUGCUGGGCUGGAUAACGCCACCACCACGUUGGACACGGUGAACAGCAUACUGAGCACGGCGCAGAAGCUGCACAUGUUCGACGACAAGCCGAAGGGUGGACACUUUAAUGCUGCACCCACAUUGCUGGAACAGCAGCAGGAGAAGAUGAGCGAGCGAUCGCGUUGCCUGCAAAGGACAAUAUCCUGCGACUCGCGGGUGAUAGAGCGUUUGGGCGGAGGUGGCGGAGCUGGGGCGGCUUGUGCCCUGGAGAAGGUGACGACGGCUAGACGAGAUGGCAUAUGAGGCAGAAUUCAACGACAGAUGAACAGAGAAACAUAAACCCAGUUAAAAAAAAGAAAAAAUAGAAAAGAAACGAAUGAGUCAACAAUCCAAUCCAACAUCGACGCUGGAGGGCCUCUGAUGGAAUCACAUUUUCUAUAUUAGAUACUCAAUUUCCUUAUACCAAACAACAUGAAAUGAAUCUUGCUUUGUGUUGAAUAUUUUUUAUAUAUUAUACUUUUAAUUUUAAAACGAUUGAGAUCAGAGAUACUACCUACCUACCUACCUACCUAAAACAGAAUCACCAAAACAAAGCCAAUCCAAUCGAGAAUCCAAUCCAGAAUCCAAUUAAAUGCAAUCCAAUCAAUGAAUAUUAUGAAACAGAAACUUUGCAUAGCAAAUAUUAAUAUGGAAUAGAUGAAAGAAUAUAGAGAAAAGGUUCUACUAAACUAUUUAGUUAUGUAAUAGUCUCGUUUUUGUCGUAGCAGCAAGCCGCUUAAAUUAAUUACCAGAAAGAAAACAACAUAAAUAAUUAUGUACAUAUUAGUAGGAGCCUCUACAUAGCUCUAUAUUAACUUACCUAGCUUACCUAGUAGAUACGGAUUAGGCAGCAAGUCUUGAAGUAAUAGAGAUGUUGAAACACCAACCUUGAAUCAUUUAGUAAUUAAAUACGUAUUUUUAGUUAUUAAGUUGAUUUAAAAGCUAGAACCGUUUCGUUUUAAUUCAAAGAAGCCUAAAGUAGUGAACUAUAUAUAAUAUAUUUUGUCAAACACUUUUUGUUUCUACUUUUGAAGCAUAUAAAAAUUAUAAAUUAUACUAAAAAAUAUUUAUAAAAAAAAAAAGAAGAAUAGCCAGUCUAAAAAAUGCAAGCAAUACUAAAAAAAAAACAAAAACCGUAAGCCAGCCCUGGAAAGCUAGAGCUACUGAAACAAAUGUAUAUAAUAUUUAUAAAUAGCAAGAAACAACAACCAAAUUAAGAGAAUAACAAAUGCAAGCAACUUGUUAAUGUGGUCAGAUUGUUAAGCAAGUAAACUGUAAGUUAAACAAAGUACAAAUCGAGGGCUAAUUGAACAGAAUUCAGCCACAAAGACCGCGAUUCAAAGUGUAAAUACUGACAACACCACAACAAUUUUCCGAAGCCAUUUUCGUAAAUAGAGUUAAGGCCUAACUCUUCCUUAAAAAAAAUUCAACUGGUAUAUGAGUAUACAUAUUAUUUUUUAAUUUGUAAACUCAUCAAUUAGUUGCUCUUUCAUCUUUGAGUUUUGUACGUAUUCGUAUUUUAAAAAAUGAUCCCCAAAGGAUGUAUGUAUCUUUUAGAAUACAUUCUUUGGAAAAUCAUUUGAAAUCUUGAUCGUGAAAUUUUUUACAUUAUUUACAAAAUUAAACAAAGGAAACUCAUAUAUAAUUUUUUGACCCUGUGAACAUAUUUGUUGUCCUAUGCACUUUUGGAUAGGAUCUGUCAGCGAGAAUAAGCAAAAAACACAAUAUUAGCCAUAUAAGUCGUGCAACAUUUUUAACGUAUGUUUUUAAGGAUAAUGUAAAGAACUAAGCCUAAGUUUGUACAUAAAUAUUAACUUGUAGUUCGCAUAAUUACUGUUUAAGCAAAAAGUUGGAUUAUGGCAAGCCUUUUUUUUUUUAAAAAAAAAGUAAUUUUAUUUUCUGUAAAUAUGCAAAUAAAAACACUAAAGAAUAAGUGUAAAAAAUACUUAAAUCAAGUGUACUAAGCCGAUUUUAUAAAACGAAAGCGUAUCUUGUUAAUUUUUAUUAAGAAAUGUAUAUUAUAUACAGACCCCCCCUAUAUUAAACAUACUUCUAGUUAUCUAUAAAACUAAAGAAACAAAAACCCAUAAAUCCGAAUGAAAAGUUUGCAGUUUUCGUAAUACCAUUUUUGAUAGAAAUAGAUUAAAACCGCAACACACAAAAAAACACACGAAAUUAUUUAUAACUUAUUUGAAAGAAACAGAAAGAAAAAAAAUAUCUAAUCGUAAUAAUUUUUACUCUAACCUUAGAUUCUUUGUAAGUGCGAAUUUGAAUUGUAAGCGUAAGCGUAGUGGUUUUAGGCCUAAGUCUAAUUUGGUUUAACUGAUGUAAAUUAAAUACGUUAAUUGUUUAUUAAACAGCAACCAACACACACACACACACACACACACUACACACAACUACGAGCUGGUCCGACAACAAACCGCUGGACAACACCCCUCGUCUGUAAAAUACAUUACAAAUGAAUUCGUAAAAUUCUUUACCAAUAAACAAAAAACCGAAAAACACGAAUAAAAUUGAAAUAAAAUUUAAA